This is a messenger RNA of Botrytis fragariae, 1377 nucleotides long. Its product is annotated as putative integral membrane protein. Bases 1 to 1377 code for a protein of 458 amino acids. The transcript is spliced from 4 exons. Lineage: Eukaryota; Fungi; Ascomycota; Leotiomycetes; Helotiales; Sclerotiniaceae. The record is from RefSeq and is a predicted model, not a curated record.
AUGGAGUCUUUGGAGUUAUCGGUACGGGCGGAGUCACAUGAGAAUAGAGGGCCACAGAUUCAAGGAGUCGUGAUACUGUUUAUUGUGUUAACUACAUUGUCCGUUUGGAUGCGAACAUAUUGCCGAGCGGUUGUUAUCAAAAGUUUUGGUUGGGAUGAUACACUUGCUGUUGUUGCUUGGGCAUUUUUUAUGGUAUAUUCUACAUUCGCCCUCUCAGCUGUAACUUAUGGAAGUGGUAAACAUAUUUGGGACAUUCCAACUGAACAUGUCCCAAUCGGUCUCAAGUAUUGGUGGCUAUGCGAGCCCGUCUACGUCGUCUCCAACAUGGCCCUUAAGCUUUCUAUUGCAGUUUUCCUCCUGCGCCUUUCGAACGUACCACUGCAUCGCUACAUCAUUCUUGGUACUCUUGUGUUGUGUGAAAUCGGUGGCAUCUUCUACUUUCUUGUCUUCAUCUUUCAAUGCCAGCCUUCGAACUAUUUCUGGACCAAGUACACGAACGGAACAGGAAAGUGUAUAGAUGCUAAUGUUCCGGUCGAUGCGGGAUAUGCAUACAGCGCUAUAACCUGCGCCACGGACUGGAUUUUGAGUUUGAUUCCGAUAUGGGUGGUGUGGAAUCUCCAGAUGACACCUAGAGAUAAGAUCAGUGUGGCAAUUAUUCUGUCCAUGGGUGCUAUUGCCUCUACCGCAACCAUAGUUCGCAUUCCAUACCUUCACGAUCUUUCAAAUAUAGCCGAUUUCCUCUACGCAACCGUCGAUGUAGCUAUCUGGUCAACUGUCGAAACAGGCAUCGGCAUUACGGCCUGCUCAGUCGCUACUCUACGUCCUCUCUUUCGCAAUUUCUUUGCACGCACCAGGCUAUUUGGUAGCUCGACUAAAGGUCUUAGUAACCCAAGUAAAGCUUGGGGUGGUUAUGGAGAUGCUAAAAGCGGUGGAUACAUCAAGCAAAAAAGCCAGAACGCAAAUUUGGGAGGUUCGAGAAUGGCCAGCUUGGGGAGGGAUGCCGACGAUUGUAAACUAAGAGAUGACAUUCCUUUAAAUUCGGGUGUCACAACAACGAUUGCAACAGGGAAGCAAAACGUGACUAGCGAUAUUUACGAUUUCUCUUCGGAUGAACAAUCACAGCAUCAAGAUGAUGUGAAACCGCACGAGAUCGAUUUAGAACUUGGAAACCCUCGGGGGAAGCCACAUGGCAAGCGUAUAUCCAAGCAUGUAGGCAAAUUCAGUGGAGGGAGGGGGACAAAUAGAGAUACGAGUGAUUCGAGGAGUCUGAGUAGCGAAGAGGACUCUAUUUGGGGAAUGGGCAUCACGAAGACGACCAAUACCAAAAUCAGCAGUGUUCGUAUGAGUAAAAUAAAUGGGGGCAAAGGAUCGUCAUAG